This is a messenger RNA of Gigantopelta aegis, 2226 nucleotides long. Its product is annotated as dolichyl-diphosphooligosaccharide--protein glycosyltransferase subunit 2-like. The coding region runs from base 65 to 1978 and encodes 637 amino acids. NCBI's taxonomy places the organism in Eukaryota, Metazoa, Mollusca, Gastropoda, Neomphalida, Peltospiridae. The record is from RefSeq and is a predicted model, not a curated record. The transcript is spliced from 20 exons. Gene Ontology annotation, cellular component: oligosaccharyltransferase complex; membrane. Gene Ontology annotation, biological process: protein N-linked glycosylation.
CUUCGGCUCACGAUAUGAUUCGGUUUAUGGAUUUUAGCCCGGAUGUAACUCGUUUGACGCGAAGAUGGCUGCUGCGUGUAGUGGUAGAGGUUUAACAGUUUUAUUGCUGCUGGCGAUAUCCGUGGUGGGAAAAGCCCUAACUCCAUCAACAUUUCUCACUACCGUCGACCAGGCGCGUCUCAAGUCAGUAUUCCAGGCAGCCCAGCCAUACCAGGAUGUAGCUAGCGCUCACUACUCCAUUCUCGGCUUACAGCUACUGGGUGGCACUUUGCCUAAUGCGCAGGAUACGUGUAAAAUUAUAUCAGCAAAAGUCGACACAACCAGUCCAUCAUCAUUAUAUCAUGCUUCAUUAGCAGCAAAAGUUUUAGGAAGCUGCAAGCUCAAUGUGGGGAAUGUGCAGGAUUUGCUGUCGAGUUCAAUAAAAGACGAGGCAGCUGUAGCUGACAUAUUUUAUGCAUAUUUUGCCCUUAAGAAUUUGGGCUUAAAAGUUGACAAGUCGCAGGUUACGAAGUCAUUACUUGAAUCACUGAAAAAAGAUGACUCGGCUCUCAGCUAUGGCUAUGCAUUUUUGGUUGCGUCCGACACUGGGGACACAGACAAGUUCUUUGACAGUAUUGAAGACAUCAUUGCCCAGGCCGAUGAAGUGGAUGAGAAAUAUUUGCAGUUUGAGGGUGGUCUAUUUGCCACAUCGUUGGUGGUUGAUGGGGCGUACAAGUUGGCAGACAAAGCAAAAAAAGCCCCAACGAUAUCUCAGGACAAGGUGAUAAAGUUUGCGAACUAUUUUCUGAGCCGAAAACACGUCCAUCAACUCCGUAGUGCCUACUACUUCCUGUCUGUCAUCAAGACACUAACUGAUAACAAAUAUCACAUUCCAAUAGCAGUAACUCUGGCAAGUCCUGUGGCUGUGAGCCAGGCUUCUCCACAGAUAGAGGUUCGUGUGACCAAUCUGAUGGGGGGUUCACUCGGAACUCUGACUGUCACUGCUGACAGUGCCCGUCACCUAGGAGACGAGGCCAUCGUCCUCUCCAAGAAACCGUUCAAGGCUUCCAGUUCGGACAAGUCUCUGUACGAACUGGACUUCAUGAAGGCAAAGCCAGCGCGAGGCUUCUACAAGCUGAUCGUCAGUGUGAAUCCACAGAAAUCAGACUCCAGGCUCAUCGGAACCACAGGGGCCGAGGUGGACAUUAAGGUGACAAGUCAGGUUUCUAUUGAGAAUGUUGAAAUUGGUGUGUCUGAUAAGGAUCAGACUUCGGCCCCUCGCACAACAAAACUGGUGCACCCGAAGAAGGCCUCGAACCCGGUGGAGGCGGACUACCACCAGAAGAUCAUCAUGAAGUUCCAGCUGAGAGACAAGACCACCUCAGAGCUCGUCACAGCUCACCAGGCAUUUGUGAGGCUGACAAAUCUACAGACGAAACAGGAAAUCAUCUUUGUGACCGAGUCCGAUGAAGCUCGUACAUACAAAUUUGACCUUGAUGUAGGAUCGAGUGCUAAGGAUUUUGGACAUCUUUCUGGCAAGUACAGCAUGGAGCUGAUCGUUGGAGACUCGGUCAUCGAAAACCCUUUCUCCUGGCUUCUGGCUGAUGUCAAACUAAUGUUUCCCGAAGGAGCUGCAAGUGAGAAAGAGGCUCAUAACCAGUACGCAAAGAGACCAGAAAUCAAGCAUGUUUUCCGAGAGGAAGAAAAGCGUCCACCAAGCAUCAUUUCCAUGACAUUCACGGUUCUAGUCCUGUUGCCGAUCCUUAUUCUUGUCAUCAUCUGGGUGAAACUGGGUGCGAAUAUCUCCAACUUCCCUAUGUCUCUCAGUGCUGUAGGUUUUCAUGGUUGUCUGGCAGGUAUCUUCCUGUUGUACUACUGCUACUGGACCAACCUGAACAUGUUCCAGACUUUACGCUGGCUCAGCAUUUUAGCCAUUCCUACAUUCCUCUUCGGCAACAGACUACUUAGUGCUUUAGCUUCGAAAAGAAAAACAACAUAGUUCUACAGAAGACCUAGGUUUCAACAAUCAGUUUUCUUUUCAUUUUUUAAGAGACAUUUUACAUAAAUUAUGUAACAAAUUAUUUGAAGAAAAAUUAUCAUGCGUUCUUACUGUUAUAUGUAUUUUGUUCAUUGUCAUUAAAAAAAAUAAAAUGUUUGAAUGUUUGUUUCUAAUGUGUAAUAAAACAAAAGCUUGGGUUUCCAUUUUAAAUUCACAAUUACUGUGUAAAUAAAUAGAUAUUGAACUUG